Eimeria necatrix is the source of this 2379-nucleotide messenger RNA. Its product is annotated as autophagy protein APG9, putative. NCBI's taxonomy places the organism in Eukaryota, Apicomplexa, Conoidasida, Eucoccidiorida, Eimeriidae. The record is from RefSeq and is a predicted model, not a curated record. The transcript has a single exon. The coding region runs from base 1 to 2379 and encodes 792 amino acids.
AUGAUGACACUUCUCCUCUUUGGUCUGUCUUGGCUUCGAGAAAGAUCACCAGGGCCCUCACGGCUGCCUCCGCCAAGCGUGAGCUCCACGCUGCUGCUGCUGCUGCUGCUGCUGCUGCUGCUGCUGCUGCUGCUGCUGCUGGAGCUGCUGGAGCUGUUGGUGUGCUGCUGCUGUUGCUUUUGCUGCUGCUGGUGUUGCUGCGGUUGCUGCUGCUGUUGCUGGUGCUGCGGUCGCUGCUCUGCUGCUGCUGCUGCUGACUAUCUGUGGUUGCUGCUGCUGCUGCUGCUGCAACGAUCAGCCUUUCUCUUUAUUCCCCCCUUUUUACGUGCUGCUUUGUUUAUUUCUAUCUCCAAGUUCCUUUGCUGCUGCGGCCACUCGUCACUUCGUUUGCUUCCUGCUGCAGUGUCUGCCUACCCUGUCUUCUUUCUGCUGCUGUCUUUGUCUGCUGCUGCUUUGCUGCUCUUUCUCGCUUGCUGCUUUGCUGCUGCAGCCCCUCUUUGCUGCUGCGCUCUGCACUGUCUCCUGUCUCCUCCUAGAGCCUUGCGCACACCCUUCAGAGCUGCUGCUGCUGCUGCUGCUGCUGCUGUGGGGCUGCUGCUGUCUGCUGCAGACGUGGGCGCUGGGGGGGCCCCCUGCCUGCUGGGGGGCCCCCUGCUGAGCCCCGGCUCGGGGGCCCCCGUGGAGCCCAUGAUCAACUGGGGGGCCCCCCCUUCUGCUGUUUCUCUCUUGGCAGGACUUGAGGCCUUUCAAGAAUAUUUGCUGCAGCAGCAGCCCUUUCUGCUGCAGGAGCUGCCGGUGUUUUUGACGCAGCUGCGGCGCGGCGUGCCGGGGCCCCCGGGGCACGGCGCUGCUGCUGCUGCUGCUGCUGCUGCUGCUGCGCCGUGGGGGCCCCUGCAUGCAGCCUGUGGGCCCCGCCCCAUCACUGAUGAGGAAAAAGGGGCUUAUUUCUUUUGGCUCGAAAAGCUUUAUGAGUUCAAUUCCGGCAGAGUCCUUUUUGCAACAAACCAACUCAACUUCUUCACGAGGGCCCUUUUCAAACAAACCCUCACCCCACAGGCCACCAGCAGCAGCAGCAGCAGCAGGGGGGGCCCCCUGGACCCUGCGGGCACAGCGCGUCGGGGGGCCCCCCUGGGGGCCCUCCCGGGGGGCCCCCCGGGGGCCCCUUGGGGGCCCCCAGCCGCCAUGCCCAGAGGGUACGGACACCACGCAGACAAACGCCGCAGCCACAGAAGGAGACGCAGCAACGACUACCGCCGCCGCAGCAGCAGCAGCAGCAGCAGCUACGGCAGCAACAGCAGCGGCAGCAGCAGCAGCAGCAGCAGUGACCAGGACGCCCCAAACUACCGCGCGCCCAGGAUAAUUGGGAAGCAGCUGCAGCAAAGACAAAGUGGCCAGAGGCUGCUGCACCGGAGCCACCAGCGGCGGGCGGAGCUGCCGCUGCAGCACCAACUGCAGCUGCAGCAGCAGCAGCAGCUGCAGCAGCAGCUGCAGCAGCAGCAGCAGCACCACAGCCACAGGCACUCCGGCUCCCGCAUGCAGCAGUACCUCCCAGGGGGGCCCCCAGAGGCCUCUGGGCCCCACACAGCCCAUUCCCAGUACCCUGGGGACUCCGCACUGACGGUCACUCAGGGGGGCCCCUUCGAGCUCCCGCAGCACCUGCAGCAGCAGCACAUGCAGCAGCAGCUGCAGCAGCAGCAGCACAAGCUGCAGCAGCAGCAGCAAGCCUUUGGGGCCCUUUGUUCCCGAUCUGCUGAAGGCCAAAUGCCCUUCGGGAUCCACAGCGACUUAGCAGCAGAGGGGCCCCCCAACUCACCCCACCAGGGGCCCCACCUGUCCCCGUCGGACAGCAGCAGCAGCAGCAGCAGCAGCAGCAGCAGCAACAGAUACCCGUAUUCGUCCUCUUCCCCAGCCCCAAACCAGCCACUUUCACUCCAGCAGCAAAUGCUGCUGCAGCGGCUCCUGCACCAGCAGCAGCUGAUGCAGCAGCAGCACCAGCAGCAGCUGCAGCAGCAUCUGCACGAACGGCUGCAGCAGCAGCUCCUACACCAAGAACAGUCUUGCGGAGAUGAGAUAUUUGAAGGAGACGACGAUGAGGAGCUUCUCAGUAUACUGCAGCAGCAGCAGCAGCAGCAGCUGCAGCAGCAGCAGCAGCAGCAGCAGCAGCACGAGGACUCAGGCAUCCUUCGCGGCCUUCAGCAGCACUCGCAGCCACGCCCAAGCCACCGCCACGUUUCGGAGCAAGAGCACCUCUACCACCUGCAGCAGCAACAGCAACUGCAGCAGCAGCAGCUGCAGCAGCAAAGGCUGCUGCAACAACAGUUGCUGCAGCAGCACCAGCCCUUGCAUCCACAAGAAGAAGACCCUUCACAGUGGGACUAA